Molecule: messenger RNA, 2267 nt
Organism: Brassica rapa (field mustard)
Lineage: Eukaryota; Viridiplantae; Streptophyta; Magnoliopsida; Brassicales; Brassicaceae
Source: RefSeq, a predicted model, not a curated record
UUUAUCAAGAUAAGAAGCCUAUUGCUUCAUUUCAUCACAUGUGGCAGGAAGAUGACGUUCAAGGUUACACUAAUGCCUGUAGACAUCAGAGUACUCCUUCUUAUACUUUGUCAAAAGCCAUGAGAUACCAUAAGGAUCCCGCAUCUUUACUGUAGAUCUUUGUUUUUCUACAGGGUUUUCUAAAACCAUAUCCGUAAAUCUUGCGUCUUGUCUUAUCAUACGAAGAGAGUUGAGAUCCGUAAGAAGUUUUAUUACCAAUGAACUGUAAAACAAAACAUAAUUCAAUCAAUUAACUUAACAAGAGUUAUGAAAAAUUUCAAAAUACAAUUUGUUUUAUUAAUACUCACUUGGAUAGAGUAGCCGGAGUAACAAGUACAUAGGAGUCGUAGAUCUUCAACUGAACACUACCUUGGUCAUGGUAGUUAUAGACUGUCGUGGCUUGAAAAACUUCAGUGUAGAAGUCAACAACAUGUGUUACGUAGGCGUGUUCUAGAAUAAUAUAGUGUAUUGCUCCGUCAGCGCAAGACAUGCUGAAUAAAAGGACAAACCUUUUACUAUGAGAUUGAAAUGUAAAUCAAGAUAUCGAGAAAUGAAUGAAAAAAUCAAAUCUACAACACUGUUAUAAUAGCUAAUGACAUAGACAAUAGCUAAUUAAAGACAGAAAAAAAUGAAACAAAUAGCUAACCUGAUUGAUAGUGGAAGAUAAUCUAUAUGUCUCUUUUCUCUCUCGCGGUGCAAUAGAUACUGAUUUUAGAAAACCUAAUCUAAAGGUGAGAAGAGAAAAAUCAGUGAAAUGAGCCGAUAUCGGUGCCGAAUACAACUUUAAUAUGACGCCUUAUCCAACCUCAAGGAGAGCAAAAAUGAUAUCACCCUAUUUUGUGAAUUGCCACAGAAUUCUUUUUUAAAAAACGGAUCGAUCGAUAGCUGGUUCUCUCUCAGGCACGGAGUCCAAGGCAGCCGCACAGCUUGCAUCUCCGCCAGAAUGAAGGUCUCUUUCCGGUGCAGCUCCUCCUGUCCUAAUCACGAGCCUCUCUUCCGCUGCUGAUGACGUUUCGCUCACCAUCCCGAAGCUCUCCCUCUUCUCCUCCAAUGGGUUCCUCUGCAACUGUCCCGUUUGGUUCUCCUCCCCUGCCGCCUGAACCACCAGAUCCGGAUCUUGUCGUGGUGUUUCCGAUAAAUCCUCCAGACCCUCCACCGGUCCUGCUGGUUUGUCCCUUUCUCCGCCAGUUCUCGCCGUCUUACACCGCUCCUCUCAAUCAAAAGGAAAUCGAAUCUCUUAUGCCAUGGGAUCUCUGCUUUUCAACCGGUUGCUUGCUCAAGCCUCUCUGCCCAGACGUCGAUGUGCUAUCCACGCAGCCUGCUCUGCUGCAUCUUUCGUUGGCUGGAAUUUCUCCCUCCGGAGCUCUCAACUCUGGCCUGAGUUACUCCUCCUUUCGACAUUAUCCCGUUUCAAAGCCGAUAAUUAUUACCUCUUGUGUGGAACAUGUUUUGUUAAAGUCAGCCUUAAGGGCAUCAACGAUUUAUCAUCAAGAGUCGUGUGUGGUUUCCUUAUCUGUUGCAAGAUUAUUGGUAUCAAUAGCUGAGUGCAAGCUGACUUCCCUUCAUUACUCAUCUCUUCAAAGUCUUGAGGACUGGGCUUGGAAGGUUGAAAUAUUGGUGGUGAUUUUCUCUCUGUUGGCAGCUCUUAAUACCGCAAUGCAGCAUUUUGAAGUGGAGCUCUCUACUGCUUUAUGCAGUUCUCAGUCAAGGCCUAUCUUCUCUUGCUUCAAGCUCUCGCAAGGCUAUGGUGGUUCUCCUCACAGCUCUCAGUCUCUUCAAAGAGGUGUUUGGUCGCCUUUGAGCUUGUAGCUGGGUCUUUCCCAAUUGGUUACUUUCAGAUUUGCCCGGCAAAGGGAAUGUGGAUGCAAGGCCGUGUCCUCCAUCGCUUAUUGAGUAGAGUGGGCUCUGGACACGUCGUCAAAGCGGUGAUGAUUCACAAAGCCUCUCAACCAGCAAUAUCAACUGGACUCUCAAGACUUCAGAUUCUUCCGGACUCAAUCGUCCCCUUCUGUUCCCUGCGCUUAGGGAUGGACUUGAAUGAGAUUACAGGUUUCUUGAGCUUCAAAAACCUUGUUCCUCUCUUCACUCCGUUAUCAUGUGUUUAUAAUCUACGCACAGCAUUAUGUUUAGCUGUUGCUUUUGCAAAGGGUGUUGUACCCAGACUUUGUAUUUCAAGUACUCUGCUUUGAGUUGGAUAUGAAAUAAAAUUGUUGACAAAAAAAAAAAAA